UUAGAUUAUUGGAAGUCUAAUGCCGCUAGAUUUCCCGUUUUAGCUUUAAUAGCUAGGAAAUAUUUAAGAAUCCCGGCUUCUUUGACUUCUAGUAAGAGAUUCUUCUCUCAGGGUGCUCUUAUUAUAACUAAAUUACGAAAUAGACUUAAUAAGAGUACUUUUGAGAUAAUAGGUUGUUUAAAAAGCUGGGGGUUAUUUAAAGAUGAAUUAGAAGAGGCUAAAAAGGAGGAUAAAAGAGAAGGAAUAAAGGAGAAAAAUCAAGAUUUGGAAGAGAAUAAUUAG
Messenger RNA from Hyaloscypha bicolor E, 282 nucleotides. RefSeq lists its product as uncharacterized. The annotation marks the transcript as partial. Gene Ontology annotation, molecular function: protein dimerization activity. NCBI's taxonomy places the organism in Eukaryota, Fungi, Ascomycota, Leotiomycetes, Helotiales, Hyaloscyphaceae. The record is from RefSeq and is a predicted model, not a curated record. The transcript has a single exon.